GGCAGCCGCACCUGUAAGUAAUGUAGUUUCCUCCUCACAAAGAAAUCAGUGUGUUCCUGAGAGACUGAACAUCUGCUGCACUAAAGGAACGUGUCUGUCUACACAAUGGCAUCAUCAGCCGCUCUGUCCAAGGCCAACACCAGCUUCUGUCUGGAUCUGUUCAAGAAGUUUAGUGACAAGGACAAGGCAGCAAAUGUCUUCUACUCUCCAUUUAGCAUCUCCUCAGCCCUGGCUAUGGUGAUGCUGGGGGCCAGAGGCAACACACACACACAGAUGUCAGAGGUCCUCAGCUUCUGUGAGGCAGUGAAGCCGCAGCCUGGAGGAGCCGAACAGAGACAGAUGCAGCAGCACGUGCAGAUGCAGAAGAGUCUAAAGACCCAGAACUGUCUGGAUGACGUCCACGCUGACUUCAGUAAACUGCUGAAGACACUCAACAAGGCAGGCGCACCGUACUCCCUCAGUGUUGCCAACAGACUGUACGGGGAGCAGUCCUACCAGUUUGUAGAGGAUUUUUUGGGAGAAACCAGGAAGCACUACAAUGCAGAGCUGGAGUCUGUUGACUUCAAAACCAGCCAUGAAGCAGCAAGACUUAACAUCAACACGUGGGUGGAGAAGCAGACUCAAGGAAAAAUUAAGAAUGUGCUGGCCCAGGGUGUGGUGGACAACAUGACCAGGCUGGUGCUGGUGAAUGCCAUCUACUUCAAAGGCAACUGGAACAAGAAGUUUAAUGAGAGUGACACAGUUGAUGCUCAGUUCAGAAUCAACAAGAAUGAGACGAAGCCAGUGAAGAUGAUGUAUCAGGAAACCAAGUUCCCUUACUCCUUUAUCUCUAAAGUCAACUGUCAGGUCUUGGAGAUUCCUUACAAAGGGGAGGAGCUCAGCAUGCUCAUAUUUCUCCCAAAGGAUAUAGACGAUAGUUCAACUGGUCUUGAGAAGCUGGAGGAGAAGCUGACCUAUGAGAACUUUGUGAAGUGGACUCGUCGAGACAAGAUGGAUAAGAAAAAGCUUGAACUGGGCCUGCCUCGGUUCAAGAUGGAGGAGAGUUAUGACAUGAAGGAUGUCCUGAUCAGCAUGGGCAUGGUGGAUGCCUUUGAUAUGGCAAUGAGUGACUUCUCAGGUAUGUCUCCUUCCAAAGACCUGGUGCUGUCAAAGGUCGUCCACAAGGCUUUUGUUGAGGUCAAUGAGGUGGGAACCGAGGCUGCUGCUGCUACUGCUAGCACCAAGACUUAUGACCUUUUUGGAAACCCUUCAGUCAGAUUCAUUGCAGACCAUCCCUUCCUCUUCUUUAUCCGACAUAACCCCACAAUGAGCGUUCUGUUUGCUGGCCGCUUCUGCUCCCCUCAGUGAGCACUACAUUGUUGAGCGUUUGAGAGACACUGCUCUAGAAUUUGAUCCCAUCCAAAGUUUUUCUUUUUUUCUUUGGCUCUCGUCUGCCUCACUUCUCACAUGAGUCAUUGUGUUUAUCCUGAACACAAGCUCUCUGCUCUGCUUUUCUAUUGCACCCAAUCCGAUCUUGUUCAGAGUUUGGACACUUUAUCCCUUUAAUACACAUUUGGCCGUCUUUGCUGCAGCAUCUAUAACACUACAAUCUAAUUUGUUAUCCUGUACCUUACACUCUUUUGAAGACUUUGCCUUGAUCACAUUUGUUAUGCCUUUUUAAGCUGGCAGCACAGAGGUCAACUUUACCUGUAUACCAGGUAAACAUAUUAUGGUUGAAAGAAUCUCUGCACUGUCUCUAUAUAACAUGCAAUAUCAUUAUGUUAUAUAUUCAGCAAAACCAAAGAGAAUAAGAAUAGAAAAAGAUCCCGAAAUAUUGUUUAUCAACUUUUUUUCCAAAAAGGAAAAUAACCCUUUCAUUCACAUUUUGUCUUAUUCAGUGUAUAGUGAGUAUCAGAAGGAUAUAAUGCAGUUAACCAUUUUAAUAAAGAUGAUACUACA
Messenger RNA from Pleuronectes platessa (European plaice), 1938 nucleotides. Its product is annotated as leukocyte elastase inhibitor. The transcript is spliced from 10 exons. The coding region runs from base 106 to 1347 and encodes 413 amino acids. The record is from RefSeq and is a predicted model, not a curated record. Gene Ontology annotation, molecular function: serine-type endopeptidase inhibitor activity. Gene Ontology annotation, biological process: negative regulation of endopeptidase activity. NCBI's taxonomy places the organism in Eukaryota, Metazoa, Chordata, Actinopteri, Pleuronectiformes, Pleuronectidae.